Molecule: messenger RNA, 1885 nt
Organism: Brachypodium distachyon (stiff brome)
Lineage: Eukaryota; Viridiplantae; Streptophyta; Magnoliopsida; Poales; Poaceae
Product: succinate--CoA ligase [ADP-forming] subunit beta, mitochondrial
Exons: 14
Coding region: 142-1566 (474 amino acids)
Biological process (GO): succinyl-CoA metabolic process; tricarboxylic acid cycle
Cellular component (GO): mitochondrion; succinate-CoA ligase complex
Molecular function (GO): ATP binding; metal ion binding; succinate-CoA ligase (ADP-forming) activity
Source: RefSeq, a predicted model, not a curated record
GCGCACCCUCCCGCAAGAAAGAAAAGGAAGGGGAAGAAACAAAAAAGAGUGAAAUUAGCAAGAGGAAGAGCGAAAGAGCGCCCGUGCCUUCCUCCACACCUGUAGGGUUUCCGGAUCGGAGGAGCCCAAGCCGCCGCAGCCAUGGUUCGCGGAUCGCUCGGCAAGUUGGCCUCCCGCGCCCUCUCCGUCGCCGGCAAAUGGCAGCACCAGCAGCUCCGCCGCCUCAACAUCCACGAGUACCAGGGUGCGGAGUUGAUGGGGAAGUACGGGAUCAACGUGCCCAAGGGUGCGGUGGUGGGGUCAGUCCAGGAGGUGAAAGAAGUUCUGAACAAGGUCUUCCCCAGCGAGAAAGAGGGCUAUCUCCAAACUUUAUUACUGCGACGGAAUAUUCUAUUUUUCUCAAGCAAUGGACCAAGGAGUCGAGGUGGUCUUCAGAUGGUUUGGGCAAUUGGGCCAGGCAGUGCACUCCCAGUAUUAAUUCAAUUGUGUUUAAAGAUGACACCACUGCAGAUAGUUGUUAAAAGCCAAAUCCUUGCUGGUGGCCGUGGAUUGGGAACUUUUAAAAGUGGACUGCAGGGUGGCGUUCAUAUUGUCAAGGCCGAGGAAGCUGAAGGCCUUGCCGCUAAAAUGCUUAACCAGAUUCUCGUAACAAAACAAACUGGUCCGCAGGGGAAGGUUGUGGGCAAGGUCUACUUAUGUGAGAAAAUGUCGCUUGUUAAUGAGAUGUACUUCGCUAUCACCCUUGAUAGAAAGACCGCUGGUCCGCUCAUUAUAGCUUGCAGCAAGGGAGGAACCAGCAUUGAAGAUCUUGCAGAGAAGUAUCCUGAUAUGAUAAUUAAGGUUCCUAUUGAUGUAUUCAAGGGAAUCACAGAUGAAGAUGCAGGUAAAGUUGUUGAUGGUCUGGCACCAAAGACAGCUGACAGGCAAGCUUCUAUAGAACAGAUUAAGAAGCUAUAUGAACUUUUCUGCAAGAGCGACUGUACAAUGCUGGAGAUAAAUCCUCUGGCUGAGACAGCUGACAAAAAGCUAGUUGCAGCUGAUGCGAAGUUGAACUUUGAUGAUAAUGCUGCAUUUAGGCAGAAAGAAAUAUUUGCGCUGCGUGAUACAACACAGGAAGACCCCAGAGAGGUGGCUGCCGCUAAAGCAGAUUUGAACUAUAUUGGGCUUGAUGGAGAGAUUGGUUGCAUGGUGAAUGGUGCAGGAUUGGCAAUGGCUACAAUGGAUAUUAUUAAGUUGCAUGGUGGUACACCUGCCAAUUUUCUUGAUGUUGGUGGGAGUGCAUCGGAGGGACAGGUCGUGGAAGCAUUUAAGAUAUUGACUUCAGAUGAUAGAGUGAAGGCUAUUCUAGUCAACAUUUUUGGGGGUAUCAUGAAAUGUGAUGUGAUAGCAAGUGGAAUAGUAAAUGCAGCAAAACAGGUUGACCUUAAGGUGCCUGUUGUUGUUCGGCUAGAAGGCACCAAUGUAGACCAAGGGAAGAGGAUUCUUAAGGAGAGUGGAAUGGCAUUGAUCACUGCAGAGGAUCUUGAUGACGCUGCCGAGAAAGCUGUAAAAGCAUAUAUCAAAUGAUCCAACGAUUUGUAGCAUAUCAGUCUGAAUUUUUAAUCUCACUGGUACUAAGAUGAGCAGUGCUCUUACAGAUUUCGGGUCCCGGAAUCUUACUGCAAUUUUUUUUGUAAGUGGAAUGAUUCCACUUGAGUUUCCUUGAAACUUGUGAUCUUGUGUUAAUAAAUCUAUGUGGGCACAAAAUUGAGCAGCCACUGUUUUGUCAAGUUAAAUUAGGUUUUACUUGUUUUGCCCCAACCCACCAGUAUAUCCUGAGACUUCAAUUACUGCAACUUGUAUCUUUGCGAAGCAUCCUCUAAUCUUCUAAAACGGGAUUAUUGAA